Nanorana parkeri is the source of this 1971-nucleotide messenger RNA. It is a transcript of the gene HMGCS1, whose product is annotated as 3-hydroxy-3-methylglutaryl-CoA synthase 1. NCBI's taxonomy places the organism in Eukaryota, Metazoa, Chordata, Amphibia, Anura, Dicroglossidae. Gene Ontology annotation, molecular function: hydroxymethylglutaryl-CoA synthase activity. The transcript has 10 exons. Gene Ontology annotation, biological process: acetyl-CoA metabolic process. The record is from RefSeq and is a predicted model, not a curated record. The coding region runs from base 164 to 1726 and encodes 520 amino acids. Gene Ontology annotation, cellular component: cytosol.
CAGUCAGGCGGGUACCUGUUGGUGGCGCGGUGGGGCAGUGCUGAGGAUGGCGUGGUUAUAAGGAUUAUAUUGCAGCUGCAGUAGACACUUGGUGUACCGCGGAGCCGGAUAGUGCACACUGAGCAUCCCUGUCAUCAUUAGGACCACGUACAGCUUGACCACCAUGCCUGGAUCCCUUCCUGCCUCCGCCGAAGCCUCCUGGCCUAAGGAUGUCGGUAUUGUUGCCUUGGAGAUUUACUUCCCAGCUCAGUAUGUUGAUCAGGAGGAGCUGGAGAAGUUCGAUGGGGUCGGCGCUGGAAAGUACACCAUCGGUUUGGGCCAGUCCAAGAUGGGCUUCUGCUCAGACAGAGAAGACAUCAACUCGCUGUGUCUCACUGCGGUCCAGAAGCUGAUGGAGAGGAACACCCUUUCAUAUGACUGCAUUGGAAGAUUGGAAGUGGGAACAGAGACCAUUAUUGACAAGUCCAAGUCCGUCAAAACUGUCCUCAUGCAGCUGUUUGAAGAGUCUGGAAAUACAGACGUAGAAGGCAUAGACACGACGAACGCAUGCUACGGAGGCACUGCUGCCCUCUUCAAUGCCGUCAACUGGGUGGAGUCAAGUUCCUGGGACGGACGCUACGCCUUGGUGGUCGCUGGGGACAUCGCUGUUUACGCCACAGGAAGUGCCAGGCCAACUGGAGGAGCCGGAGCUGUUGCCAUGCUUGUGGGUCCAAAUGCCACUCUCGUUUUAGAAAGAGGCCUACGUGGAACACACAUGCAGCAUGCCUACGACUUCUACAAGCCUGACAUGGUGUCAGAGUAUCCUGUCGUGGAUGGGAAAUUAUCCAUCGAGUGCUACCUGAGUGCGCUGGACCGCUGCUAUUCCACCUACCGCAGGAAGAUCAAAGCACAGGAGCAGAAAGAGGAGACCGACAAACCUUUCACCCUGGAAGAUUUUGGCUUCAUGAUCUUUCACUCUCCAUACUGCAAGCUGGUCCAGAAGUCUCUUGCACGCUUGUUGCUCAAUGAUUUCAUUAGUGAUUCCAACCCAGACACGCAGAGCGGCACUUAUACAGACUUGGACUCCUUCCGGGAUGUAAAGCUGGAGGACACAUACUUUGACAGAGAUGUGGAAAAGGCUUUUCUGAAGGCCAGCUCAGAGCUGUUCAAUCAGAAGACAAAGGCAUCGCUGCUGGUAUCUCGGGAGAACGGGAACAUGUACACACCUUCUGUGUAUGGCUGCCUGGCCUCCGUGAUCGCUCAAUAUUCUCCCCAAGAGCUGGCCGGACAGAGGAUUGGAGUCUUCUCAUAUGGCUCUGGCUUUGCUGCUACAUUGUACUCUAUAAGAGUUACUCAAGAUGCCACGCCUGGCUCCUCUCUGGACAGACUGACAUCCAGCCUGUCGGAUCUGAAAGCAAGACUGGACUCGAGGAGGAAUGUCUCCCCCAACAUGUUUGCUGACAACAUGAAGCUAAGGGAAGAGACUCACCAUUUAGCAAAUUACAUACCUCAGGGCUCGGUGGAUGACCUGUUUGCAGGUACAUGGUACUUGGUGCGGGUGGACGAGAAGCACAGGAGGUAUUAUGCACGUACCUCUAUACUGAACGACGGACCCCUGGAAGCAGCACUGGAAUCUGUCCAUUCAACCAGUGCUAGCGAGCACUUCCCAAGUCCUGCUAAGAAAGUGCCAAGAAUCCCCACAACGGUGGAAACUGAGGCCAUCUCUGUGAGCAACGGAGAACAUUGACCUGAACUCCUGCCGGAUCCACGCAUUUCAUCCUCGCUGACAGCCAGCACCUUUUCCAGUCGGAAAUGAUAUCGGUUAUAGAGGGGCUAUUAAUAGCUAUUGUAAAUACUAAGAGCUUAAAGCUCGCCUGUCUGCAAAAUAUUUUAUACCGUCUAAGGAAGGGGAAUGGAUUAGAUGCUUAACGUGUUUAGUUUCUUUUUUCGUUUAGCGCAUGGUCGGGCUUAUUUUGUAAUUCAGUGCAAAAG